Molecule: messenger RNA, 575 nt
Organism: Brassica napus (rape)
Lineage: Eukaryota; Viridiplantae; Streptophyta; Magnoliopsida; Brassicales; Brassicaceae
Exons: 2
Coding region: 166-399 (77 amino acids)
Source: RefSeq, a predicted model, not a curated record
UAAGAAGGUCUCGGAGGCUUUUUUUUCUUCUUCUUCUUUGGGCCGUAGUCGGAUCUACGCAGAGAGGCAAGCAAGAGCAGACUGCAUCACCAUAUUCACGGAGGUAGAAUCAACUCCAUAACUCUCUAAGCUGCUUAUACUACCUUUACUAUCAGUUGUUGGAGAAUGAAGAAAGGAAUACACCCACAGAUGCAGUGGAUCUCUUAUGUUACACAGAGCGGUAGAUUGAUGCACGUCAUGAUGACUAGAAUCCACCAUGUUGGCAAAGUCUAUCACUUUGGUGCUAAGCGUCAACUGGCUCAAAGCAUCGGUCAGAUUGCCAAGUUCAAGCGCAGGUUUAACGAGCAAGAGGAAGAAGCUACCACCCAUGAGAACAACAUCCAGAACCAGAACAAGUAAAACUUUGUAAUCCAACUCUUGUCGUUCUCUCCCUUUCCUCAAAAACCCAAAUCUUAGUAAGGGCUUUAAACAUUUUAUCCACACAAGGCAACUAUGAAACCUUGUUACUCAUGAUUGAUUUUCACAGUUCUUGAGUCUCUCUGUUUCAUCAAUAAAAAUCUUUAUCUUCUUCCAUU